AUUAUAGCGCUUUAUAUAGCAAUUAGCGCUAUUUUAAAAACUGGUUGGUCUGAUAGUUAAGGGUUAAUGAAUUAUAAAAGUGAGUGAAAGAAAAGAAAUUCAGUGCCAAUAUACUUCGCCCAAAAAUAGUAACGUGGUAAUAAAGAAAAAGCACUUCGGACGUUGGGAAAUGAACAUUUGAAUAAUCCAGCGCUUUAUUUUUACCCGCCUUGGGUUCUUUUUUACGGGACAGUUUUAAAUUCGUCUUUUUGGAGAAAUUCUACCAAAAAGAUAUCAAGCAUAAUUGAGGAAAAACCCAGAGUCCCAAAACGACUAUGUGACGUCCGAAUUUACCUACGUCGAUUGACAAUUUAGAGUAGCGUUCGCUAUGGCACGUAUAGAACACAUCCACGUCUAAAAGUGCAUGCAUUUCAUUUAUGGAGAAAAACACAAGUUACGCCAAUGGCAAAAUUUUACCGCGAAGUUUGGAGCGAGCGCGCGCGCGCGUCGUGCUUAUCAGAGUAGCGAAUAGCGAUCCGUUGAUGGUUUGUGAUAGCGAUGUAUUUGUGGAGGCGGCAGAAUAAGUGUGGUAUGCAGAGUGUGCGUUUGUUUCGUAAAUCUAGGGAGUGGAGUACGUUUUUGGCAUUACCGGUUUUCCAGUAAUCGAACUGAGUAUGGCAUUUCAAGUGCAUGGAAUUCAUUAUAUCGGCAUGCGCAACGAACAAGCGGCGUGCUACGCCGCACAAGCAAUGGGCUAUCUAACGGGCAAACCUGCUGCCUGUAUGGUCGUUUCUGGACCGGGCCUCUUACACUGCACGGCCGGAAUGGCAAAUGCGCAAAUUAACUGCUGGCCUCUCUUGGUAAUCGGCGGUUCAACGGCGCAAGACCAUGUCGGAAUUGGAGGUUUUCAAGAGUGCAACCAGGUCGAACUAUCACGCCCUUAUUGUAAAUAUUCCGCUCAGCCGGCCAGCGUUGACUUAAUUCCCCAGCACGUAGAGAGCGCCGUACGUUUGGCAAAAUGUGGCCGACCCGGUGUUUCCUACUUAGAUUUUCCAGCAAAUUUACUUCAAAAAACAGUUUUGGAAGAGACAAUUCCGAAGCAAUACGUGGUCGACAACUAUCCGCUUACGUUUCCCGAUCCGAAAGACAUUCACGACGCCGCUAAAUUAAUUUCAAAUGCGAAAAGGCCGCUAGUAAUAAUCGGUAAAGGAGCUGCGUAUGCUAGAGCUGAAGGUGACGUUCAAGAGUUAAUCUCCGUCACUAACCUUCCGAUUUUGGCAACUCCAAUGGGAAAGGGCGUCGUAUCAGAUCUUUCACCCAACAGCGUGGCACCCGCUCGCUCUUUGGCACUAUCGCAAGCAGACGUUGUACUGUUGUUGGGUGCACGACUUAACUGGAUAUUACACUUCGGAAGAUCCCCACGGUAUGCGUCCAACGUUAAAGUUAUUCAAAUCGACGUGUGCGCUGAAGAGUUGCACAAUAGCGUUAAAUCGGCGGUAGCAAUACAAAGCGACUUAAAACCAGCAGUACGCCAAUUAACUGCCGCGUUAAGGCAGAACGGUUAUCAGUUUCACAAUACAUCUGAGUGGUGGGCGACAUUAAAAAAGAAAUGUUUGCAGAACGAAACAGGUGUAAAAGCACUUGUACAAGACACGUCAGCUCCAUUAAAUUACUACACUGUCUUUCACCACUUGCAAGAGAUCUUACCACCAGACUGUAUAAUCGUAAGUGAAGGUGCCAAUACUAUGGAUAUUGGUCGAUCCAUGCUUCCAAAUGCACUACCACGCCAUAGGCUUGAUGCGGGAACUUUUGGAACUAUGGGGGUAGGACCUGGGUUUGCAAUUGCUGCCGCUUUGUGGUGUCGCCAGCACGCACCUGACAAGCGAGUAGUUUGCGUAGAAGGCGACUCUGCUUUCGGCUUUUCAGGAAUGGAAAUUGAAACGAUGGUCAGAUACCGACUGCCUGUUCUUAUAGUCAUCGUUAACAAUUCCGGAAUUUAUAGCGGUCUCGAUCAGGACACGUACAAGGACCUGCGAGAUGUUAACCCCGCUACGCAAUCGCUUCCACCUACCAGCCUCUCUUUUGCUACCAAAUAUGAAAAUAUGAUGUGCCUUUUUGGCAGGAACGGUUAUUUCUGUCAAACGAUUCCCGAGAUGCAAAACGCCGUUAAGGAGUCUUUCAAUGUUACCGAUGGCCCUAGCAUUGUAAAUGUUAUUAUUAGCCCUUCAGCUGAUCGCAAACCGCAGCAAUUUAAUUGGCUUACGAGCUCAAAAUUGUAAUUUCCAAAGCUUUGUAAACUAUUUUUGUAAUUAUUAUUAUGACUUAAUAUGUAUUCUGUGAACGGA
This is a messenger RNA of Photinus pyralis (common eastern firefly), 2324 nucleotides long. RefSeq names its product 2-hydroxyacyl-CoA lyase 1. The record is from RefSeq and is a predicted model, not a curated record. Gene Ontology annotation, molecular function: catalytic activity; thiamine pyrophosphate binding; magnesium ion binding. Bases 654 to 2258 code for a protein of 534 amino acids. The transcript is spliced from 5 exons. Lineage: Eukaryota; Metazoa; Arthropoda; Insecta; Coleoptera; Lampyridae. Gene Ontology annotation, cellular component: peroxisome. Gene Ontology annotation, biological process: fatty acid alpha-oxidation.